This is a messenger RNA of Nicrophorus vespilloides, 2942 nucleotides long. RefSeq lists its product as uncharacterized. Lineage: Eukaryota; Metazoa; Arthropoda; Insecta; Coleoptera; Silphidae. Gene Ontology annotation, molecular function: protein binding. The transcript has 5 exons. The coding region runs from base 69 to 2921 and encodes 950 amino acids. Gene Ontology annotation, cellular component: plasma membrane. The record is from RefSeq and is a predicted model, not a curated record.
CCCCCGUUGUUUUGUGGUCGGUCGUGCUGCUUUCCAUCCAAGCAAGCCGGCAUUUCAGUCUGGACGAAAUGCUGAAGACUUUGAACGUGAUGUUCCUGGCCUUGUCCACGGUGUGGGGUUGCAAGAAAUCGGAGUUCUCUUGUGAUUUUGGCAGCAGGUGCAUCGGCGUGGACAAGUUCUGCAACGGUGUCCAGGACUGCGGAGACUCGACGGACGAACCGCCGAAUUGCGUACGGAAUUUGUUGGAGAUGGCAGUGAGUUACGAAUUCCAACGAUCUUCUAAACAACGCGUCAUCGCUGCUUGCAACCGGACGUAUCACGGAGAGGUCGGACAUACCUAUGACCUGGAGAUCAGACGACCCGCAGAGGAUGACGACGGUCUACCCUUUCUGUGCCAUUUAAAUUUCACAGCUCUGGGCAAGAACCACGGAGAACUUGUGCAGUUGAGUUUUGAUGCGUUCUCUGUGGGGACGUUCGAAUCGUUCACGUCGCAGGGUUGUCCCGACGGGUUCAUAUCGAUAACGGAAAGCAAUAGACCAUCGCUGGGUGGGAAAUGGUGCGGCAGCUCCUGGGGUUACACGGUAUACUACAGCGAAACGCCGUCCAUAAAUUUGACCCUUUUCAUCGAGCGCUUACCGCCUCAACAGGCUUCCGGCUACAAUACGUUCGAGUUCAAAUUAUCGUACAAAUUUCUGCGUUUGAGCGACGCCCGGAUUCGAUAUGGAAAUGUUUCCCAGAGGUUGUACAGAGGGAAGCUGCAUGCAGGGACCUACUGCGAUCGUCUGUUAGAGGGUUGCAAUAAACGGAGCUGCAGGAUCCAAUCUCCGAAUUAUCCGGGUAUUUAUCCGAGGAAUGUUAGUUGUAAUUACCGGAUAAGGGAUAGAAGCGCGCCGCCUGGGAAGCACGCUUUAAUAGCGGUGCGACAGGCUAAUACGAACGUCUUCAAAGGUCUGGUAACGAAGUUCGAUAACAGCGAUCGAGUCUUCAGGAUCUGGGAUAGAUGCAACGUUAUUCAGGAUUACAUCGAGAUCACCGAUGGAUGGGAGCAGUCCGCUCCGAUUCUGGUGCAUUUGUGCAGCGGCGAGAGCAUGCCGGAAAUCGUGAGCUCCGGACCGGAAUUGCUGCUGAAAUUCAGGACUUCGCCUUACGGCAAUCCCUUUCAUCCUUUGCCAUUAUCGCAUCUGCCCGGAUUCGAAUUGGAGGUGCAAAUAUUCUACGUGAACAAGGAGUCGCCCACGUACAUUGAGCAGGGGAAAAAGUGCGAAUUCUUGGUGAGCGCCUUCGAGAAUCCCAGCGGAAUAUUGGAGAGUCCUGUGCAUUCGCUUCCACCGAACACGACGUGCCACUAUUACUUCCGUGGACAUCGGCACGAGGUGGUCUGGAUAUCGUUCAUCAAGUAUCACGUAGCCGGAGAGAAAUACAACGAGGCGGAUUGCGAUGUGCAGCUUCAGCUGUGGGACGGCGAUAUCAAGACCAAGAACGUGCCGCUCAUGGGUCAGUUCUGCAAGGACGAGCGGCCCAAAUUGUGCGAUCAUCUGCUGCUGAAUAAUUCAACGCGCGUGACGCGUUCGUGCAAUCUAAAAGAGAGCUACGUGUCCACGAAAUCUGAUUUAACGAUAGCGCACACCAUCCGGUACGGGAACGUGCUGUACCCAUCAAGCUUCGUCAUCCGAUACGAAUUCGUCGAUCUUUCGCAGGAGGGCGUCCAGGCUUCCUCUAUGAAUCCCUGCGAGAGGAUCAUGAGGGCUCCAUCCGGCCGCUUCCAUUCCCCGAGAACGACGUUCCUGUUCGGAAGAGGCGGAAAUGCGAAGCUCAACUGCGCUUACCAUUUCGAGGCCGGAGAUGGUAAACGCGUCGAGCUCCACUUCACCGGAAUACACUUGGGAAAGAAACGGUGUUACUCUUAUAGAGAUCCGGAGAGCGGUCGCUGGAAAUGUAAGAGCUUCGGUGAUCAAGGCCUGGCUCAGAUUCACAUCAGCGAAUAUCCUUGGAAGGGCGUCGAGAUUAAGAGGGAUUGCCUGUGCGGCAAUCUGAGCGAAGCGUCGAUAUCCACUCGAACGGGUCGCAAAGUCGUCGUAGGUUUCGUCGUAACCGGUAUGAACGUUAGCGAAGAUUUCAGGGAUUACCAUUUCGAGGGAAGUUACGAGUUCCUCGGCGCCGGAGAAAACAGAUGCUUGAAUCCGUGGAAGGGUCGAAGACUGAAAGGGAGCAGCGGAGAAAUCACCGUGCAUAUUGGAAACGGCGAGAACGGCACUCUCGGUUACUGCACGAAUCAACCGUGGCUCAUAGAACCCGAGGAUCCGGUCAGUAAUUUCCUGUAUCUGAAGAUCCGCGGAUUCGAGAUGCGGAAUUCAACGAUGUGCGGUAGCAAGAACCGAAUCCUGGUUCACUCUCCGAGCGAGGAAGAGGUAAAAGUGAUUUGCCCAGAUGCCGAGGACAGUUUCGAGACGCUUUCCAAGGGCUGGAGUUAUUACUCCUUCGAGAACAUCCGUUUCCGGCAUUCGCGCAGCUUCGUCGUCGAGUUUCUGCAGCGAGAACCGUUCGGAAGCUUCGCGGUCAACUGGAUGGAGAUCUCCAAGAACCCAGCGUUGACGCUUCCCAGCGGAAUGUUGACUAUAAAACCGCCAGCCUGUCAGCACACUUGUCCGGAAAUUGGAGCCUGCAUUAGUUCGGAUCUCUGGUGCGACGGCUUGGCGCAUUGUCCUUCCGCAUACGACGAGGAGGGAAUAAACUGCGCCAACCAAAGCUCCAUCAAUACCAUUCUAACUACGGUCGCCUUCGUCGCAUCCACCGUGCUCAUCGUUGCGUUGACCUUCGGAAUUUCCCUUUGUUUCUGGCAACACAGACGGAGAGAACAGAAGAGCGUGAUAGUGUCAGUCACUGAACACACCUUCCUCGAAUUCAAAAGCGGCUAUUGUUGAGAAGCACAUAGAUAUACGUAC